CUGGGCGAGAGCGAACACGGGUGCCAAGGCGCGCGCGAGCAGGCGAGCGGCCGUGCCCCUUUUGGUUCAACGAGGGGCGCCGCUGCCGCGAUGGCCCGCCUGGUGCCUGCGGUCGUCGCGUUCCUGCUCGCAGGCCAGCGCUGCGCAGCCACGGCGACAGCCGCGCCAACAGCAGCACCGACGACAUCCCCGACUGCUACGCCGACCUCAUCACCCACUGCUUCCCCCACAGUGGCAUCAACAGUAGAGCCGACUGCGGCACCAACGAUUACACCGAGCUCUGCACCGACAGCAGCACCGAGUUCUGCACCGACAGCAGCACCCACCGCUUCCCCAACACCAGUACCGACGCUUCUGCCGACCGAGGCACCAACUGCUGCGCCGACUGCACCACCAACGAGUGCGCCGACAGCUGCACCAUCUUCCGCUCCGACUGCAGCACCGACUGCGCACCUGACCACUGCACCGACUACUGCGCCGACCGAAUCACCGACCGUUUCCCCAACAGCGGUUCCCUGGCCACUUACUUAUGAUGGCAUGGAGUGUUGCGAUGGUUUCGAUUGCGGUCAGAGCACGCUGCUCGGCGAUGUCAGCUUUGCUGUGUGCCAGCAGGGUUGUACGCAACAAGCCGGAUGUAUCGGCAUCGAAUAUGGCAAUGACCGGUCUGAUGCGUUUGACCGAUGCAGUGACAGCAAUGUGUGCACUUGCUACUUAGUGACCGGAUCGUGCCAAGACCAGCUCGCUAAUUUUGGUUACAGUUACUAUGCCAAUCCAUCGGCCACGACCAGUACGACCACGACGACGGCGACCGCUACCACAGCCACGAACACAACUAGGACCAAUACGCACACAACGACGACCCGCACGAACACGACGACCCUUACGACCACGACGACCUCGGCCUCGGCCACGACGACCCGCACGACCACGACGACGUCGAGCACUACCACAGCCACGAACACAACUAGGACCAAUACGACCACGGUCACACCCACACAUUCGACCACGGGCACUACGACCACGACGUCAACUAGGACCAAUACGACCACGGUCACACCCACACAUUCGACCACGGGCACUACGACCACGACGUCGGCGAGCACACCCAGCACGAGUACCACCUCGAGCGCCAGCAUGAACAGCACCGAAGGUGCGGAGGAGAACGUGAGAAAUGUGUCGGAUGCGAACAGCGUCAUCGCAGAAGAUAGUUGCGUGAAUGACGGCGGUGGGACGUUCGGCUUGCCUGGUCUCCUCUUCACGGUGCUGCUUCUGGUGACUCUUGCCUCGCUGGUGCUGGCGUGCCGCGCGGAUGAGCGGUGGGCCCGGCGGUACCCUGCGGACAGCAGGCCUGUCUUUGCCUGCGACGGGGCCGCGUGCGACAGACAGCCCAGCCUGAUGGCAUAUCUCUGCUCACAGCUCGCGAGCCUUGCGGACCCCGCCUGGAUACCCCAGGAGCUGACCUACUGCGCGCUCGCGCGCGAGGAGCACCUGGCGCUGGGGACCGUGCGCGCGGUCGCCGAGGCCUCGUGGCGGUGCGCUCUCCACUCCUGCGGCACGGGGCGUGCGGCUUCCGCGGGCGCGGUGUCGAUGGCCCCGGCCCACGGCGUGGCCGGCUGGGAUGCCGUCAAUCAACAGGUCGGGGCCCCAGAGACGCCGCUGCUCCCCUCCGAGAGGGCGCUGUCGGUAUGCGACGCGUUCUGGCGCUCGAGCCUCUGCCGGAGACUGUGGGUCGUGUUCCUGGCGCUGAAUCCACUGCUCCGCUGGCGCCGCUACAGCAUGUUCGUCUCGAGCCGCACUCGCCUGCUGGUCGUCGCAGGGGAGGUGUUCGGCUCGCUGGUCGUGAUCGUGCUCUACCUGGGCAGCGAGUGCGAGUCGGGCGUUCCGCUCCUGGAGGACAUCUUGCUUGGCGCCCUGGGCGCAGUUUUCUCCGUGCUCCUCCUAGUGCCAGUGCAGCUUGUGCUUCUGCGUCGCGGGCUCGCGUGCCGGCAGCCCAGAGGUCAAGACACCCAGGAGGUCCGCUCCGAGUUUUCCUGCCCGAGGCCGCCGAAGACCGCGACGGACGCGGUGCUGAUCGCCUACUUGCUCUUUUGUGCUCUCUAUUUGGGGCUCUCCGUCGCCAGCGCUGGGCCGACUACGGGGACGCGCGCGGCGGUCUCGGGCGCCAGCAGUGCGCUCGGUAUGGUCGGGCUAGUUCCAUUUUGCAAGGCUGUUCUCUUAUCGGUGGGGGCCGCAUUACAGCAGCGGAGAGAGCCUGGCUCGUUGGACGCAAUCAGAAAGCUACUGCGUACGCUCAGCGUUUCCAGCAGGCGCGAGGAAAGAAUUGGUGACGCCAUCCUGAAUCGUGGCUCUGUUACCGCUGAGCCAGAGGAGCCGCGGAAGGAGGAGUUGCGAGACAUGCUGGACGCGGUGGCGGCCGUUGCCAAGAACAUUUGGUCCGCGCUGCAGACCUUUGCGGGCGCCGACCUGGGCGUCAAGGCCACGGCGGCGCAGGUGUCCAGUCAGUGCGCGCCGGGUCAGAUCGAGGGCUUCAUGGCCGUCGUCGAGCGGCAGUGGGAGCAGAAGGGCCGCACCCUGGCGCAGGAGCUGUGCGAGAACCUGCGGCAGCCGAGGGGCAGCGCCCCGACCACCUCCCCGGCGGCGUCGCAGGGCCGCGCCGCAGGCCUCUCGCUGGACGCGGAGCUCGCGGCGGCGCGCGCGGACCUUCCCGAGGGCGUGGCCUUCCUCAGUCUGAGGCGGCUCGCAGAGGUGUGCCGCUGCGUGCAGAGGAAGUACACUCGCAGGCACCUCCACGAGGAUCUUCAGGGGCGCCUACUGUCCACGUGCUGUUGGGUGGUGUACACCAUGCAGGACGUGGAUAUCGACAGACUGUUCGGCUUCCCAGACUGUCCAGUGCUCCCCCCUGGUAUGGAGGAGCCUGCCUUGCGGAACGCCGUAUACAACGAGUACCGUGCACGCUGUAACGGUGGUCGUUGCCCACAGAUGUUCUCCGCAUCGAAUUGGGCGGCCCGCGUUUGCUUCGACAGGUGUGGGGACGUCAGCUCGAAUAUUGAUAGAGACGCGCUCUCUGGAUUGCAGACGUGGGUCAAGUGGCUGUGCUUUCUUGGAGCCUCGGCCAGGGACCUCGAGGUGCCAAUCACGGUCACCAGGGGCCUGUGUGGGCUCCCGGAGCAGCUGGUAAACGACUUCCGGCGCAAGCAGGCAGGGGAUAGCAUCUUCUGGGCGGCCCCUUCCAGCACCACGGACGACGCCAGAGUCUCUGACAGCUAUCGAAGACCAGGAGCCGAGGGAGCGCAACGUUCUCUUCACAAUCUCCGGCGUGGCUCAGGCCUUUCCAAUGUUCGAGCUGAGCCAGUAUCCCAGUGAGCGCGAGUGGCUACUGCCGCCGUUUUGCCAGCUCCGGGUGGACCGUGUGGUCGACGGUGCCCCAGUGCAGGUCGAGUGCACGUUCCUGGGAUGUGUGCUUUCGGGCUCCCUGCGGGAGCGGGUGGUGCAAGACCUCGAGAAGGCUUCCCAGAGCCUCAGCUGGGCGCUGGCGGAGCUGGACGAGGAGCUGGGCACCCUGAGAAAGAAGUUGAGGGAGGCAGAGCCCGCGGCCGUCCCAGGAGUUCCCAGGAGGCUCCGGGAGGAGCUGCUGGAGGCACGCCGGGCGCGCGCGGAGCUGCAGGCAAGCCUGGACGCGGCCACGGCCCAGGCGGAGGGCCAGGCGGCCAGCCUCGAGCGCGCCGCGGGCGCCGGCGUGGGCGCGAAGAGCGCCGCGGCCGAGGUGUCGGGUCAGAGCUCGGCCCAGCAGGUGGGGGUCUUCAUGGCGCUCAUCGCGGAGCAGUGGGGCAGGAAGGAGCGGACGCUGCUGCAGGAGCUGUGCGGGAACCUGCGGCAGCCGAGGGGUGCGCUGGGCGAGCCCGGUGGGCAGAAGCCUGGCGCGGGCGAAGCCCCCGCAGGAUCGGAGGCGUUGUCGCUCAGGACGCUGGCGUCGGUGUGCCGCAGCGUGCAGGAGAGGUACGGCCACAAGCGCCUCCACGAGGAUCUUCAGGGUCACCUGCUGUCGAUAUGCUGCUGGGUCUUGUACACCAUGCAGGACGUGGACAUCGACAGACUGUUCGGCUUCCCAGAUUGUCCAGUCCUCCCCCCCGGCAUGGAGGAGCCUGCCUUGCGGAACGCCGUAUACAACGAGUACCGUGCCCGCUGUAACGGUGGUCGUUGCCCACAGAUGUUCUCCGUAUCGAACUGGGCGGCCCGCGUGUGCUUCGACACGUGCGGGGACGUCAGCUCGAAUAUCGGUAGAGACGCGCUCGCCGGAGUGCAGAUGUGGGUCAAGUGGCUGUGCUUUCUUGGAGCCUCGGCCAGGGACCUUGAGGUGCCAGUCACGGUCACCAGGGGCCUGUGUGGGCUCCCAGAGCAGUUGGUAGACGAUUUCCGGCGCAAGCAGGCAGGGGAUAGCAUUUUCUGGGCGGCCCCUUCCAGCACCACGGACGAUGCCAGAAUCUCUGACAGCUACUGCAACCAGCAGGAGCCACGGGAGCGCAACGUGCUCUUCACCGUCUCCGGCGUGACUCAGGCCUUCCCCAUGUUCGAACUGAGCCAGUACCCCAAGGAGCGCGAGUGGCUCCUGCCGCCCUUCAGCCAGCUCCGGGUGGACCGCGUGGUCGACGGCGCCCCUGUGCGGGUCGAGUGCACGUUCGUGGGCUGCUCCUUGCCGGGCUCUCUGCGCGAGGGGGUGGUGCGCGACUUCAAGCAGGCCUCCCAGGAUCUGGGCAGGGUGCUGGCCGCGAUGGAGGGGGAGCUGAGCGCCCUGAGGCAGCAGCUCGAGCGUGCCAAGCGCAGGUGCACUGUGAGCGCGAAGGCGGUCUUCCGCGUCCACCUCCGGUUCCUGGCGCGGGCCUCCGCGAGCGGCGCGCUGCCCCUGCAGGACCUCCUGGACGACUUCCGCUCCUGGCAGCCGCCGCCGCCGCGCGGGGCGCCCCCCCGCCCCUCGGCGGAGCCGCCGGCCGGCCCGUGCGCGGACGCGGCUCGGGCCGAGGAGAGCGCCGAGGGCGCGGCGCAGGCGGCGCUCGCUGGCGUGCUGGGCGGCGCGCGGCGCUGCGAGGGCGUGCCGGAGCCUCCCGCGGUGGUGCCGGGCUCCGCACUGGACGAGGCCGUGCAGAGGGCGGUGGCCCGCAUCCGGGGCGGCUCUGGCGCGAGGGAGCAGGCCCUGCGGAAGCCCGUGCGGAAGUUCGAGAGGGACGGCUGCACGUUCUGCGAGGUCGUGCUGGGGGAGGGGCCUGCUCGGAGCGAGCGCCUCGGCUUCUCCUUCGCCAGCGGCUCGGCCGAGCUCGCCCGCGGUCUCGACGGUCGCGUCGUCGCGGACCCGACCAGCCAGGGGGUGCUCGUCGUCAGGCGGGUGGCCUCGGGCGGCCUGCUGAACAGGUGGAACCUGGCACACCCCGUGGCCGACGUCGUCGCUGGCGACCGCAUCGUGGAGGUCAAUGGCGUCCACGGGGUGCGCGGCAUGGUCCGCGAGCUGCGCGCACCCGUCGUCAGGAUGCUGGUGGCGCGGUACCCAGAGCGGUUCCAUGUGGAGCUGACGCAGGUGUGCUCGAGCAAUGGCGUUGCGGGUGACGCGAUCCCGGGAUCGGCCUUCUGCGCUGCUCACGGGGCUGCUGGGGAGGACAACGCGGACGCCUACGUCCACGCUUCGACACCGACUGCAGCGGCUUCGAACCUCACCCAGGGUGUCGCGAGCCUCGGCCUUGGCGACUCCGACAUGGUGGAUGCGGAGCUGGCCGCGCUGGACGCCAUCGAGAUCGAUGAUACCGCCAGGAUAGUACCGCCGCCGGGGCUGGCGCCGCAACCGGCGCGGGAGGCGCUCCUGAAGGAGUGGGUCGAGAACGGGUUGCUUCAGCACUUCGAUCUGGUCCAGCCUGCCUCACUCAUGAACUCGGAUACCCAGGGACUCCCUGUGACUAUGCCAGCGUCGUAUGCGGACUUACUGGUCUUGCUGAACAAGCUCGGGUACAACUUUGAACAGAAUGACCAUUGGACCUCACUCGGCUUCGCUAGACUGGAGGGGCCUGACCCGACGGCCGUCGACAUUAUCGCUCGUGGCCGGGCAGCGCUGACCUUGGUAUCUCUUGCUGCUUCCCCGGGUUGGCUCCCAGCGGACGUCCAGAAGGCCAAUGCCUUGCGCGGCCAGGUGACGGCCGCAGUCCAUCGCUGCGAGACAGAACUGACAGCUGUUCUAUCCGAGCGGCGUCGUGUCAAGGCGAGCAAGCUGCCGGUGUACAGGGAGCUCGGGCUCGAGGCGUUGCGGGCCAUCCAGGGGUGCGUGAACUUCCCCAACGUGAGCAUCUACACGCAGCUCUCCGAUGUGCUUCGGGCGAGGAACCCUAUGGUUAAGGACAAGACGGUCGCCAGGGCUGCUGCCGCUCUCGCGGAGAAAGGCAACGACACUUUGUUGGAUCAGCUGAUCGGCCAGACCACCGUCAUGUGGACUCCCAGCGACCACAACGCCCUUACCCAUUCGCUCGUCAUGGUCUCCACGGUCCCCGUCACAAGCGGCCUCACCACCGUCACGAACAUCACCGACCUCUGCUCCUUCCCCCUGCUGUCCGAGACGUGGCUGCCUAUUGUCAAGGACGUUGUCUUUAUCUCUUUCCCCUUCGAGAUGGUGCUCCCUACGGUGUCGGGUUUCCCACGAGUUGGGCGACAGGGAUUGGCCCUCUUUUUCCUCCAGCAGGGUGGCCACCGGAGCAUCCCCCGCAUGCUCGACACGACUCCGUUGUUCCAGGUGGACGAAGUCAAGGCGUUCACGUUCGAUAUAUUGGCGGACUCCUUGCAUCAGUUCUUGGCGCUCACCGCUCUACCCCUGCUUGCGGGUGUGCAGUUCCGAUGCCACCGGCGGAGCCCUCUGAGCACGGCGGAAAUGCCCCGUGUGGCCAUCGACAUGGUCUUCCCAGGCUUCUUCACGGACUUCGAUCUCACCACUUGCGUACAGACGCUCCGUCGCGUCCACCUGCCGACCUCGACAUACUUCGGCUCCAAGGGCCUUGCUGCAGAUGCCGAUUCCUUCAUCUUGGAGUGCAACGGCGAAGGCGUCUUCCACCACUACUGGCCGCUGUGCAGCCAGAUGUCCGUGCUCUCCAAAACGAGGUUCCUGGUCAUCUCCGAGGCUUCGGCGGAGACGUGGACCUCAGUGAUGGACAACGUCUACCAGCAGGAUCCUGGCAACGCCGCGUCCCGCCUCAAGCAUCGCCCCUCGCGAUUCGGCGGCCGGGUGAUUGCGUCCCCAGCUGCGCUUGCCCCCCGGGUUGCUGCGGCAAAACGCCGUGCGGCCAAGGGCUCCUCCCUCGCCGACUACACCGCUGAGGCGAUCCAGGUCGGCCAGGACAUGGUGGGGAUCCAGGUGGCUAAUGACUUCAUCGACCUUGCAGUGGAGUCGGGAAACGACCCGAGGGCGCGGGCCUAG
Messenger RNA from Prorocentrum cordatum, 7441 nucleotides. The record is from the annotation of a GenBank genome assembly. NCBI's taxonomy places the organism in Eukaryota, Dinophyceae, Prorocentrales, Prorocentraceae.